This is a messenger RNA of Aspergillus ruber CBS 135680, 668 nucleotides long. RefSeq lists its product as uncharacterized. The transcript has a single exon. The record is from RefSeq and is a predicted model, not a curated record. The coding region runs from base 98 to 496 and encodes 132 amino acids. Lineage: Eukaryota; Fungi; Ascomycota; Eurotiomycetes; Eurotiales; Aspergillaceae.
UGCAUGCAACACCAGAGAGAAUGUGCUAUGGGAACUAUAUCACAAACCAGGAAACUCGGAGCGAAUACAGCAAACGAGGACGAUGAAAAGAUCAUAGAUGAUCAGUUCCGUUGGACUAAGUGCAGAUAGCCAAAGUGAAUCUUUUGUUUGGUUUAAUCAUUUAUUUUUUUUUGGGAGGAUGGCUCUGAUUAUUCUAAGGGGAAUUCAUCGAAAUGUGCUAUGCUUGGUGAUCUUCACCCGAUUACGAGGCGAUCAGACAGACGUUCAAUCGACUGACACAACUAGCGGAAAAGCACCGAAAGGAUACGACGACAAGCCGACCCAAGAUGGACAGCUGAUCUUUGGUGGUUUAAAUUGCAGCCACUCGACUAGCAUCUACACCUACGUCCAGCUUACAUUGGUAUGCAGCAUACUUGAAGCUCUCAUGGUAGUGAGUAUGAAAAGACAAUCACGCUCAUUCUACACGGAAGCCAUACUCCGGAUACAGCGCAGCUGAAGUUUAUUCUAAGACACAUAUCGCGGAUGGGUAGGUCCACAUUGCUACUCAAACAAAGAACGGCAGGGUGCUCUGUGCUUACAAUUGCAUUAGAGAUCCGACAUCUCCUGGGGAAAAGCGCCAAUUAACCUGGAAUAGUGUUACCACCCAGAUGGGAAUUCGCGGUCCUCUC